AUGAGCAGUCUUGACAGCUUUAUCGAGGACAAUGACAAGAGGGCAUUGAUAGAUACCAGCUCGAAACUCAAGAGCGACGACGUGAAGGUUUCUGCAGCGAGCAAGGACUCUCCAAGAGGGCAAACAAUAACCACACCGAAUAGCACGAAGAGCAUGAGAGUGCACCCUCAGAUAAGCCCGGCAAGCCCUAGCAAUCAGGAACAUCCAUUGAGAGACGUGUCUCCUCGUCUAGCGGGCAAGACAAAGCUUCCUCGCUCCAACACAGUAAAACGUCUCUCAUUGAUCCAGCCAGUCGUUUCUCCCCUUUCCACACCACAAGAAAACAGACAGACAGCUCGUUUGAACACAAGAAGACGGUCUCAAAGUACCAUUUCGGAUCAUUCCCGUAGCAGCAGCGGGACUUCAGAACUUCAUCCACAAACUGAAGUGGGCGCUGUCAGCGUCAAUUCGUUACUGCAGUUGCUGGCCAGCAAAGAACUUGAGCUUUUGGAAACCAAGCGCAAAAUAGAGGAACUCAGACGUGGAUUGGGUCACGAAGAAGCACAGCUACAGCUCCAGGCCCAACAACUUCAAGACCUGAAAAAUCAGGUCGGUAGAACCGUAUACGCCGGGGUCGAUGAUCACAAAAACAUGAGAAACAGCAGAAAAGCCCCAAAUACUUCGAAUCCUCCGCAACAAGCAUCAGUCCACCCAUCAGUAGCCGAAGACUCGUCACAUUCCAUGGCUAAUAAGGAGUCUAUGUGGUCAAAGCCACUAACGUUUUUCAAUCAAUUCGAUCAACUGAUUCAACAUGAACUAGAGAAGAAACUGCAUUGGGAUGAAGUUCCCUCACCGACGCAAACGCCAGUUCGAGAAGCAGAGUCUGGAGUCAAACCUUCUGAGGAUGUGCUUGGAAACGUGUCCUCGUCACUUUGGAGUUUCGUCAGCGAUGUAAAAACAGGUUUAAUGGGCAUUAACGAAGAACCCACAUCACAAGAUUCCCAACAGCGUCCCGGAGACGCCAGUCCGCUCGUGUUUGUGGAAAAGGAAACGGAACUUGAAGAUCUGCAUGAUAAGAAAAGCGAAUGA
Molecule: messenger RNA, 1068 nt
Organism: Lachancea sp. 'fantastica'
Lineage: Eukaryota; Fungi; Ascomycota; Saccharomycetes; Saccharomycetales; Saccharomycetaceae
Source: the annotation of a GenBank genome assembly